Messenger RNA from Culex pipiens pallens (northern house mosquito), 1418 nucleotides. RefSeq names its product histone deacetylase 8-like. The record is from RefSeq and is a predicted model, not a curated record. Gene Ontology annotation, molecular function: histone deacetylase activity. The coding region runs from base 61 to 1242 and encodes 393 amino acids. The transcript is spliced from 4 exons. Lineage: Eukaryota; Metazoa; Arthropoda; Insecta; Diptera; Culicidae.
UUGAUACCUUACUUUAUAUUUCAAAUCAACAUACAUUUUUACAAAAAAAUAUAUAACGAAAUGCUUAAUCAAAUAGUUUAUAUUUCGAGCAAAUCUCUGCAAAGUGAAACGGCAAAGUUAUCAUCAAUCUCAAAUCGAACAAAAGUAGUGGAUGAGCUGAUAGCAUCGUAUGGAUUACUUGAUAAAUGUCAUACAGUCAAUCCACCAAAAUGUAGUUCGAGCGAUUUGCUGAUAUUCCACAGUUCCGAUUACGUCGAUUUUCUGAAGCGCUCCAAUCAGGUAGAUGACUUGAAUGAAGUCACUGAAGAAUUGGAAGAGUUUGGGAUAGCCUACGACUGUCCUCUGAUUGAUAGAAUCUACGACUUUGUCACUCAAGUCGCGGGGAGUUCAGUGGCCGCGGUGGAUGCCGUUUUGAACGGGGCAAAAUUUGCCAUCAAUUGGAGUGGCGGUUGGCAUCAUGCGCAGCGAGAUAAAGCAUCGGGAUUCUGUUAUGUUAAUGACAUUGUGAUUGGAAUUUCAAAAUUGAGAUCAAAAUUUCAGAAAGUGCUCUAUAUUGAUCUGGAUGUUCAUCACGGUGACGGAGUGGAAAACGCCUUUUGUUCCAGCAAAUAUGUAAUGACCGUUUCAACUCAUUUGCACGAGGCUGGCUAUUUUCCUGGCACCGGUAAUGUCACCGACAUUGGGAUAGGUGCUGGCAGAGGAUAUACAGUGAACGCUCCAUACGAUCGGGAUAUUUCCGGAGAAAUGUUCGUGCCGUAUUUCACUGAGAUAGCUCAAGCAGUGUACGAAACGUUUAGACCAAAUGUAUGCGUGAUACAGUGUGGAGGAGAUGUUAUUUCUGGGGAUCAUCUGGGAGGAACGAAUCUGUUGCCCGAAGACUGCAUUAGCUGUGUAAAAAAGAUUUUGGAAUUUGAAGUGCCGUUCAUAUUCUUGGGGGGUGGUGGCUACAAUAUCAUAAAUACUGCCAAAUAUUGGACGGCAUUAACGGCGACUAUUCUGAACGUAGAAAUUUCCAAGGACAUUCCGGAGAACGAUUUCUUUCUUGAUUUUGGACCAGAUUAUGUGAUAGACGUAUGCAAGCGUAACGUAAAGGAUAAAAAUAGUGCACAAGAUUUGUCUCAGAAAGUAUGUAUUAUAAAAGGUAAGAAUCAGAUCAGGAAACUUAAAAUGGUUGAACUAUCACUAAACGAUUCAAUUUUUAUUCUAGGCAAUCUCGAGAGGUAUGUUCGGAGCGCAUCGUGAUUUUUUUUGACAAUGUACAAUGAACGGUGUAAUGCUUGUCCUAAAUAAACCUAAUGAUACAAUCAUAGCUCUUCCUUCUUUUCCUUCUUCUUAUCUUGUCCAUCUGAAAGUGCUUCAUACAAGCACUUGGGAUCGUUUCCCUUCAGUACGGUUUCCUCGCACAAGUACUUGAUCAA